AUGCCUCAUGGUACUUGUUUUGAACUUCCUUCAAGCUGGUAUCUGUGUCAAUUCCGGUCUAUCUUUCUUGUGAAUGUAAAGUCUUGUCUUCAUACUUACCGCUCAGCUCAAGGCUCCAAACAAUUCAUCAUACACUAUCCUGAAAACCUUUUUUAUUAUGUGUUUCACCAAGAACCAGGGUUUAAAUACCAGGUGACUCAACAAAAUGAAAAAACAACAAAGACAGAAAGUAAGGUUAGAGUAAUGACCGAAAAAAAGGAUCUUGAAACACAACAAAUGCUUGAAACUGAGCUU
This is a messenger RNA of Racocetra persica, 294 nucleotides long. Lineage: Eukaryota; Fungi; Glomeromycota; Glomeromycetes; Diversisporales; Gigasporaceae. The record is from the annotation of a GenBank genome assembly.